AUUGACGUAUCUUAUACAGCUGAUAUUUUUCUUAACAAUUCCAUCAAAAUUCCAUUCCACUUCUUGACCCUUUCAAUAACAUUUCAGGACUCAUUAUAUACUGAUAUAAAUAAAAAAUAAAAUGACGCAAUAAGCUGUGAAGCCACAAACCGAGUAAAACACUAGGCCAUUAUGUUCCGUUUAAAUUUGAGAAAAUAGAACGCUGAUAAGUAGUUUUGGUAUAAAUUAAAGCAGUGGUAUGGCAUCAGUAAGAUCUUCUGCAGCACGAGUACUUCGAGCAGCCCCUGGCACGUCCCGACUGAUUGCAGUUCCGCUGCGACGUGUUGUCGCUCUGAGUAACCCAUCCCAUGGCACUCAAGAUAAUUCCGAAGGAGGAAAUAACCGAGGGAGCUAUGCAUUCGGUGCUGCAUCGUUAGGUCUAGCAUUGCUUGCCGCAAAUCAUAUCUAUAAUGAAAAGAAAUUUUUCAAAGCUGCGCAAGUUGGAAAUGUGGCUGAACUGCACAAGCAAAUAACAGCUGCAAAAGAUAAUGGCAUUGAUUCCGGUGGCGACAAUAGCGAAGGUCCCGCAGAUCGACGGCAUUCCUUAGGCUGGACGGCGCUCAUGGCUGCUGCGGCCAAUGACCAUCCAGCGGCAGUAAAGGAACUGCUUAAACUUGGCGCAAGGCCUGAUCUAAGGGAGAAAUAUGCAGGAGCGUCAGCCGCAGCUGCGGCGAGCGGCUUGCAUCCACUGGAAAUUCUUCAGAAAAGAGAGGAUGAAUUUUGCGGAUCUAUGAACGCGCGAGCAUCUUUCCUUGGCUGGACGGCUCUACAUUAUGCAGCUCUGGCCGACUCGACCGCGUCCGCUACGGCGCUGCUCGAGGCGGGCGCCGACCCGACCGUGCGCGACCACGCCGGGAGGCGCGCCCUGCACUACGCGCGGGACCCGUCCCCCACGCGCGACGUCAUAGUGGAGCACGCGCGGCGCUGGGAGGAGGCCGCCGCCGCCGCCGCCGCGGAAGAACGCCGCAGAUUUCCUCUCGAGCAACGGCUCAAACAGUUCAUAGUCGGCCAGCAAGCUGCCAUAGAGACGGUCGCAGCGGCGGUCAGGCGGAAAGAGAACGGUUGGGCGGACGAGGACCACCCGCUCGUGUUUCUGUUUCUGGGAAGCUCGGGCAUAGGUAAAACGGAAUUAGCGAAACAGCUGGCCAGGUACAUGCACCGCGACGACCCGGCGGCGUUCAUCCGGCUGGACAUGUCGGAGUACCAGGAGAAGCACGAAGUGGCCAAGCUGAUCGGCGCCCCGCCGGGCUACGUGGGCCACGAGGAGGGCGGCCAGCUCACGCGGGCUCUGGCGCGCCGGGCUGACGCCGUCGUGCUCUUUGACGAGGUGGAUAAAGCGCACCCCGAUGUCCUCACUGUGCUGCUGCAGCUUUUUGACGAAGGUCGGCUUACGGACGGCAAGGGCAAGCUGAUAGAGUGCAAGAACGCGAUCUUCGUGAUGACGUCGAACCUGGCGGCGGACGAGAUCGCGCAGCACGGGCUGCAGCUGCGGCGCGAGCAGGCCGCGCUGCGCCGCCAGCGCGCCCGCGCGCGCGCCGCCGCCGGCGAGCCCACCACGCCCAUCCGCGAGGACGAGGUGCCGGAGCAGUCGCUGGAGGUGUCGCGGCAGUUCAAGGACAGCGUGGUGCGGCCGAUCCUGAAGCGGCACUUCGGGCGCGACGAGUUCCUCGGGCGCAUCAACGAGAUCGUGUACUUCCUGCCGUUCUCGCGACAGGAGCUGCUGACGCUGGUGCAGCGCGAGCUGGCGCGCUGGGCCGACACGGCGCGCCAGCGGCACAGCGUCGAGCUGCGCUGGGAGGGCGGCGUGUUGGGCGCGCUCGCCGACGGGUACGACGUGCACUACGGCGCGCGCUCCAUCAAGCACGAGGUGGAGCGGCGCGUGGUCAACCUGAUCGCGCUGGCGGCCGAGCGCGGCGCGCUGGGCCGCGGCGCCAGCGUGCUGCUGCACGAGGCGGCCGGCCGCGUCACGCUCGCCGUGCGCGCGCCCCACGCCGCCGACUACACGCCGCUCGACCUGGGCGCGCUCUAGCGCUCUAGCGCCUGUGUAGAGCUCUAGCGACUGCAGCGCGCUCUAGCGUCUAUAUAGAGCUCUAGCGUUGAUGUAGAGCGCUGGUGUCAACAUAGAGUUCAUGCGCCUGCAACGGCUGCACUCUACGUUCCAAAUAUCUCAUCUUCUCACGAGAUUCCUACACUGUACAAAAUAGAUUAAAGCUUAAUUUCAUUCAGAAUAUUAAAAGCACAUUAAACGAUUGAUGACAUUGUGUUUAAUUUAUAAUCUUUGCUUCGAUCGUGCUUUUGCGUUAUAUUCAUAGAAAAGAAAGUGAUUAAAAAGUAGUUUAAAUGAAAAUUUGAAAUUGAAACCAAAUGUGAUCCAAAUAGAUUUAGAUUAAUAAUAAUAAAUAGUUUUUUUU
This is a messenger RNA of Zerene cesonia (dogface butterfly), 2450 nucleotides long. Its product is annotated as caseinolytic peptidase B protein homolog. Lineage: Eukaryota; Metazoa; Arthropoda; Insecta; Lepidoptera; Pieridae. Gene Ontology annotation, biological process: cellular response to heat. Gene Ontology annotation, molecular function: ATP binding; ATP hydrolysis activity; protein binding. The record is from RefSeq and is a predicted model, not a curated record. Gene Ontology annotation, cellular component: mitochondrion; cytoplasm. The coding region runs from base 239 to 2068 and encodes 609 amino acids. The transcript is spliced from 6 exons.